Striga hermonthica is the source of this 591-nucleotide messenger RNA. The record is from the annotation of a GenBank genome assembly. Lineage: Eukaryota; Viridiplantae; Streptophyta; Magnoliopsida; Lamiales; Orobanchaceae.
AUGCCACGGUACUACUGUGAUUACUGCGACACUUACUUGACUCAUGAUUCCCCUUCAGUCAGGAAGCAGCACAAUUCUGGUUACAAGCACAAGGCAAACAUAAGGGCUUACUACCAAAAAUUCGAAGAACAGCAAACACAGCUUUUGCUUGAGCAGAGAAUCAAGGAGCACCAACAAAUUGGUGCAGCUUAUAAUCAGCAUCUUGCUGCUUUCCCCGGAGGGCCGCCACGCCAGCCUGUCAUGCUGCCACUUCAUACUCUACCUUUUCCAGGUGGGGCCCCGAUCGUUCCAGGCAUGAGGCCUCUACACGGUAUGCCAAUGCCUAUCCCCGGCACACCUGGUUACGCAUCUGCCCCUGUGCUGCCGCCAAUGCAACCCUUACAGCCGAGUGGGCCUCCAGCUUCAGGCCCACAAAAUACAAGUGCCCCUCCGCAGAUUUCAGGAGCGGGCCCACCUCCUAACUCAAGCGGGGCACCACCAAAUCCUACACAAAUGUACAGUGUUAAUCCAACCGGGACUACUAUUACUGCAACUGCACCUCCAACUACCGGAGGAUACUCUUAUCAACAAGCCUCUCAGACGAGUCAUUGA